UUCCAGACAGAGUUACUAGCUACAUGGAAGUUUCUGACAUUAAGUCAAAAUCUGAGCUGAAUCCUCUAGAAAAAGUACCCAGCUCCCAUGGCAAGAGGAAUAAAGGUUUACCGGGAUCUCUCCCACGGAGAUUAAGGCGCAAAAAAAGGAAGUUGAAGGCUUCACAAACGCGAGCCUUCCAAGAAGCCUACAACUUCUUCAACAGGGACAAAACUGGCUCUAUUGAUUUGCAUGGAUUGAUGUGCACGUUAGCUAAGUUGGGAAUGAGUCUAAACAUGAAUGAUGUUUCUAAUGAGUUAAAAUAUGCUGAUAUCGAUCGAGAUGGGAAAGUGAAUUUCUCAGACUUUAUCAAGGUGCUAACAGAUAAGAACCGCUUCCUUAAGGCUGUGGUUCCAGAAAAAAUGAAAUGUUUAGAUUUAGCUGGCAACCCAGGAAUUCUGUUGUUUGAAAUCCUGUCAAAGCUUGUAGAGACUUCAGCCUUACCCAGAAAGGCUACAAAGGAAAUAGUAAGGUAUUUCCGAAGAAAAUUCCAAGAAAGCACCUCAGGAAUAUUGUGGAGUCCCCACACUGCGGGUCAUGGAAAAAGGAGAUUUCGGCCAGAAGUCUGCACACCUCUGAGCUCGAGCACGGCCGCCUUUGUUAAUGCUGCCCAGAUCUCAGUCAUGCAAGAAAAGGAUGUACUCAAAUAUCUUGAGGAGCUCAAGAGAUGCAAUCCUCCUUCAGAUAAUCCAUAUGCAAAAAUACCCAUCUUUCCACUGUUUCCUAAUGAGGAUGGAGUGAUAUUGGGAAAGCCAUUCAAAGACAUACAUAAAUUAGAAAUGCUAAGGAGAAAGGAGCCUCUGAAUUUCUUUGAGGACUAUUUUUUCCAUAAAAGAGAUUGGAAAAUACAGGCAGCAAAAAUAAAGCGUGUUAACUCUGCCUCAGGCUACUCAACUGACAUCCUCACCAUUGACCAAAUACUCAAGAGAAGACAGAAUUGGACAGUGACUGAUGCAGCUGCCAUUAAACCGCAUGUGAAGAGAGCUAUAGAUACUUAUAACUUAGGAACUGCUCUUGAGCACCGGAAAGAAAUGUUAAACCUCUGGCAGAAGAUCCGAGGAGAUUUGGUUGGAAUAGACACUAAAAAUGAGUCCUUUUAUGACACAUUUUCUACUUACACAUGGUCCUGGAAUGUUUGCCAAGAAUUACUUUCCCCAAAGGACUUAAGGUUAUAUGAUGCCUGCAUGAAUAGAAAUUCCUUCCACAAUUCUUCAUUCUCUUCCUCUUCGGACAUCAGUGAAUGCGACACAGAGGCAGGAAGAAGAAGAAAAUGGAAAGGUUCCAAAGGGUAUCGACAAUGAAUUUUCUACAUUUUCUAAGCAGCUCAUUGAAAACUACUUUUUCAUAGAUAUCAAAAUUAUCGUUUCUUGCUUUUGUCUAGUACAUUCUUAGCAGCUGGAAAUGUUGACAUCUUUUGAAUUCUGACCAGUAAAAAAAUUUAAGUCAUAAUAUGGUUUCCCUUUUCCAAUUCUUACUAGUAAAUAGAUGCCACUCUGUUAAUUCCCUAGCAAGAGCUGCACUCUGGGGCCCCCACCUGGCUCAACUUUGCCUGCGCGGGAGAAAGAUGGCUGCAGGCACCUCCCUCCACACCAGGGGCUGCCCUGGAGAGUCCAUAAGGCCCUCCCAGCAAUAGGCAUCUAGUGAAUGUGACUGCAAAUGGCAUUAGGUUUUUAAUUAUUUGUCAAAAUGGCCAGAGGCAGGGGAUGACAAUGACCUUUCAGUUUCAGAAAAUAAUGUCAACAUCCCCCAGGGAAUCCUGAUUAAAUUUGAGUGUUCCUACGGCAAUCUCUUGGAACACUCUUAAAAGUAGCUAAUGUCACCUGUUACAUUUCUUGUCAUUGUUCUUUAUUGCACUUAUAAAGCAACACAUAUAUAACUAUUUUACAAGUGGGGCAGUUGUAAA
Messenger RNA from Phyllostomus discolor (pale spear-nosed bat), 1942 nucleotides. It is a transcript of the gene EFCAB3, whose product is annotated as EF-hand calcium binding domain 3. The transcript is spliced from 9 exons. Gene Ontology annotation, molecular function: calcium ion binding. Bases 24 to 1340 code for a protein of 438 amino acids. The record is from RefSeq and is a predicted model, not a curated record. Lineage: Eukaryota; Metazoa; Chordata; Mammalia; Chiroptera; Phyllostomidae.